UGUGUGUGGGAGGUAGGACUGUUGAGAGCAGGUGGAAGCCGCACCGUGUCGCUACUGCUGCUCUCUGCCUGCCGCUCACGAAACACUAACCCAUUGGGGAGAGAGCUGAGAGCGCAGAUCCGAGGCAAGGCAACUCCAGCGCCGCAGUCAAGGAAUAUUCAGCGAACAUCACAACUUAGUUUUUUUGAAAGCACAGCGUUUAUCAGCCUUGCGGCUGCGGAUAGAAGACACGGAACGGGUGGGAUCAUAAUUUGUCACCUCGUCUGAAUAAAUAAGUUAGGCUAAUGAAAUGGCAUUAGGUUUUUCUGUGGUCGCCAGAGUGAACGCUUGACUAUCAGGAGAAUCGAAACGCCGCUCAGCUCGUGAGGGAGUGCAGGGAUCAUAUUUCUCUACUCUCUGUGAUCACAUUACUUGCUCGCAGCCUAGGACCUGGAAUGGACUUAUCCAAUAGCUAAUGCCAAGACUGGAUCUAUUUUAAUAACAUUGUUUUUAAAGACACUGCGUUUUUUUAAAGUUCGCUUCUUCUAACGUUUUUAUAAUUGAAGGGUUGUCCCAAAACUCCGCGGUAAUGGGGGAGCAGCCAAUCUUCACCACCAGGGCCCAUGUGUUCCAGAUUGACCCGACCACCAAGAAGAACUGGGUCCCAGCCAGCAAACAGGCAGUCACCGUGUCCUACUUCUACGACUCCACACGCAACAGCUACCGCAUCAUCAGUGUAGAUGGAUCCAAGGUAGGGGUGAUCAUCAACAGCACCAUCACCCCCAACAUGACCUUCACCAAGACCUCCCAGAAGUUUGGCCAAUGGGCUGACAGCAGAGCCAACACAGUGUUCGGACUGGGGUUCGCCUCCGAGCAGCAGCUGGCCAAGUUUGCUGAGAAGUUCCAGGAAGUGAAGGAAGCAGCGAAGCUAGCCAGGGACAAGUCACAGGAGAAGAUGGAGACAUCGAGUAACAAUUCCCAGGAGUCGGGUCGUGAGACCCCCUCGUCCACCCAGGCCUCCAGCAUCAACGGGACGGACGAUGAGAAGAUCUCCCACGGAGGACCGGAGACCGCAGUGCUGAUGAGCGAGAAUGACAAACUCAAGACCACUGUGGAACAGAGUAACACCAAUGCUAAGAAGUUGGAGACAGAACUCCAGACUCUACGGGACAGUAAUGCUCGGCUGGUAGAUGCGCUAACAGAGUCCUCCGCUAACGUAGAGAUGUGGAAGAAACAACUCAGCACCUGCAAGGAGGAGAGCGACACACUGAGGGAAAAGAUAGCAGAGUUGGAGUCUCAGUGUGAAAAGGCCAAUGUGGAGAAGGAGAGGAACUCUAAGCUGACUGUACGAGUUCAGGAGCUGGAGAUGGAGCUGCAGGACAAGGAACAGGAACUGGAGAACCUGAGGAAGCAAGCAGAGAUCAUCCCUCAACUGAUGGCAGAGUGUGAGAGCAUCACAGAGAAACUACAGGCUGCUGAGGUGAAGAACAAGGACCUGGAGGAUAGGAUAGAGGGUCUUCAGGCCGACAUCGAGGACAGCCAGUCCAAGCAGGGCAACGUGAAGGGAGAGCUGAAGAAGUUCAUGGACGUCCUGGAUGGGAAGAUUGAUGAGCUGCACGAGUUCCGGCAGGGCCUGUCCAAACUAGGGGUGGAUAACUGAGGGAGGAAGGGACAGAGGAGAGGAGAGAGGGAUGGAGGGAUGACUAGUUAGUGAUGGAGGGUUAUAAAUACCUUCAGGACAGGACUCUGUGGCGCC
This is a messenger RNA of Salmo salar (Atlantic salmon), 1735 nucleotides long. Its product is annotated as homer protein homolog 2. NCBI's taxonomy places the organism in Eukaryota, Metazoa, Chordata, Actinopteri, Salmoniformes, Salmonidae. Gene Ontology annotation, biological process: G protein-coupled glutamate receptor signaling pathway. Gene Ontology annotation, molecular function: G protein-coupled glutamate receptor binding. The record is from RefSeq and is a predicted model, not a curated record.